AUGUAUUUGCUUACAGUUCUUAUACAGGGAGCUGAAGACUUGGAUCUCUUGCACCAUCAGCUAAAAGCUUGUAAAAUGGAAAAUGAGCAGCUAUUGAGCUUAAUCUCUAAGCAAAAUGCUGAAAUUAUAGACCAGAGAAACACAUUGUCACAAUUAAGUGAAUUAAGAGUUCUUGAACUAGAAGGAAAGUCUCUGGAAUCUGUGAAGGAAGAGGCACUUUUACUGCAAAAUCAAUUGCAAGCUGAAAGGUUAAGAUUCCAGAGCAUGAGAGACUUUCUUCACAGGCUGCAAAUAAAUACUGAAAAUGUUGUGAAAGAAGCAGCACAGGCAGCAGUUAGUGAUGAUAGGCUUAAAAGAAUGGGAGAAGUUCAUUUGUUAGAAAAUCAGUAUAAAGCACAGAAGAUGGAAAGUGAAAAGUUAUGGAGGCUUAUUGCUAGCUUCAAAUCUGAUAUUGAAACACUGAGGACUGUGUUGCCAGAUAACAUUAGUGAAGUAUCAACCACAAUUUGUGAACAUGGUAGUACUUCAGAGGAAAUGCAAAAUUUGUGCAAUGAACUGAUUGCAGCUAAAGAAAAAAAUAGGAGACUCCAAGACAUUAUGGAUAAUCUCAGAAGAGGCAUUGACACAAUGCAGCAUAAACUAAUAGAAAUAAAUAUUGAAAAUGAUCAUAUUCUGAUGCAGAAUCUGAGGAGUUCAUCCAUUCUCUCUUCUGGAAGGCAUGAAAAUGGACAGCUAAAAGUUGAAGUGGAUGACUUGACGUCUAGAUUGACAAAAUUUGUGACAGUUUAUCCAGAACAAAGCAAGCUAUCUGCUGACACAGAUAGUAUUAAGGAACUGACUAAAGAAGUCAGAUGCCUCCAUGAGAAAUUAAUAGUAAAUAUAACAAACUGCACUGUUGAAACCAUCAAGGAAGAAAAUUUAAGAUUAGAGAAACUUCUAAAGCAAAGAGAGUCAGAAAUUGCAGCACUUAGGGAACAAACGUCGGAAGAGGAUAAGAAAUGCACAUUAUGCACAUGUUGUGCUGCUAAUGAUAAAAUAUUGAAGAAAUUAGAUGAACUAGAAGCUCAUUUAAUGCCUUUGAUGUCAGAUAUAUACAAUCUGAGACAGAAAACAUCUGCAAAAGGACCACCCACUCAUUUGGAAAUCCCUAUAGAGGUAAUUAGUGCAUCCAGAAAGAUGGAUGUAGUUCAAAGUAUUGACUCUUCAGAUGAUGAAUCAGGUACAAAGAAACUUUUAAGUCAUCUGGCAGCUGAAAAUGAAUUACUAAAGAAACACCUUGAAAGAAGGACUACAUAUACCCCUGAAAUAAUGCAUCAGCUGCAAGAAGAAAAAGAGUUACUCGAAAAACAACUUAAAUCUACAACGCAAAUUAGGGAAAGUAUCACCAAGAAAUCAAUCAGAUUUGCAGAGAAACCUGUGGACAUAACUGAAAUACCACAGCAACAAAGUGUUGAUAUACCACAUAUUGCUGAAGUAGCUCAAAAGAGUUUUGGAACAUCCAUUGCAGAAGAUGAAGAGGAAAGGAUGAUUAAUGAACUGACAAAUGUAAUUGAAUUGUUGAAAAAGCAGCUUAAUGUUGCAAAUAAAACAAUGAGUCAGCUACAAGAAGAAAAUGAAUUACUCAAAAACCAGCCUGCUACUGCAGAAGUAGACAAUGAAAGGAUUUUUAAUGAAUUGAGAAAUCACACUGAAUCAUUGCAAAAGCAGCUUAGUGAUGCAACUGAAACAAUGGUUCAGCUACGAGAAGAGAAUGAAUUACUCAAAAACCGACAAAAAACAACCCAAAUAAUGGAAAGUGUUCCAGUAGAAAUAAUCAAAUAUGUAGAGAAACCUGUGGAAGUAAUUAAAGCAUCACAGCAACCAUCUAUUGAUAUAGCACAUAUUGUCGAAGUAGCUCAAAAGAGUGUUGGAACAUCCAUUGCAGAAGAUGAAGAGGAAAGGAUGAUUAAUGAACUGACAAAUGUAAUUGAAUUGUUGAAAAAGCAGCUUAAUGAUGCAAAUAAAAGAAUGAGUCAGUUACAAGAAGAAAAUGAAUUACUCAAAAAUCAGCCUGCUACUGCAGAAGUAGACAAUGAAAGGAUUUUGAAUGAAUUGAAAAAUCACACUGAAUCAUUGCAAAAGCAGCUUAGUGAUGCAACUGAAACAAUGGUUCAGCUACGAGAAGAGAAUGAAUUACUCAAAAAACGACGAAAAACAACCAGAAUAUUGGAAGUAGCUCAAAAAAGUGUUGGAACAUCCAUUGCAGAAGGUGAUGAUGAAAGGAUCAUUAAUGAACUGACAAAUGUAAUUGAAUUGUUAAAAAAUGAACUUAGUGAUGCAACUAGAACAAUGAGUCAGCUACAAGAAGAAAAUGAAUUACUCAAAAAUCAGCCUGCUAUUGCAGAAGUGGACAAUGAAAGGAUUUUGAAUGAAGUGAGAACUCGCACUGACUCAUUGCAAAAGCAGCUUAGUGAUGCAACUGAAACAAUGGUUCAUCUACGAAAAGAGAAUGAAUUACUCAAAAAACGACGAAAAACAACCCGAAUAAUGGAAGUAGCUCAAAAGAGUGUUGGAACAUCCAUUGCAGAAGGUGAUGAUGAUAGAAUCAUUAAUGAACUGACAAAUGUAAUUGAAUUGUUGAAAAAUGAGCUUAGUGAUGCAACUAAAACAAUGAGUCAGCUACAAGAAGAAAAUGAAUUACUCAAAAAUCAGCCUGCUAUUGCAGAAGUGGACAAUGAAAGGAUUUUGAAGGAAUUGAGAACUCGCACUGAAUCAUUGCAAAAGCAGCUUAGUGAUGCAACUGAAACAAUGGUUCAGCUACGAGAAGAGAAUGAAUUACUCAAAAAACAACGAAAAACAACCAGAAUAAUGGAAAGUGUUCCAGUAGAAAUAAUCAAAUACGUAGAGAAACCUGUUGAAGUAAUUAAAGCACCACAGCAACAAACUGUUGAUAUAGCACAUAUUGCUGAAGUAGCUCAAAAGAGUGUUGGAACAUCCAUUGCAGAAGGUGAUGAUGAAAAGAUCAUUAAUGAACUGACAAAUGUAAUUGAAGUGCUGAAAAAUGAGCUUAGUGAUGCAACUAAAACAAUGAGUCAGUUACAAGAAGAAAAUGAAUUACUCAAAAAUCAGCCUGCUAUUGCAGAAGUGGACAAUGAAAGGAUUUUAAAGGAAUUGAGAACUCGCACUGAAUCAUUGCAAAAGCAGCUUAGUGAUGCAACUGAAACAAUGGUUCAGCUACAAGAAGAGAAUGAAUUACUCAAAAAACAACGAAAAACAACCAGAAUAAUGGAAAGUGUUCCAGUAGAAACAAUCAAAUAUGUAGAGAAACCUGUGGAAGUAAUUAAAGCACUGCAGCAACAAAGUCUGGAAAUACCACAUGUUGCUGAAGUAGCACCAGACGUAGACACUGGAAGGAUCUUUAAUGAACAGAGAAAUCAGAUUGAGUCAUUGGAAAUGCAGCUUAGUGAUGCAAUUGAAAGAAUGAGUCAUUUACAAGAAGAGAAUGAAUUACUCAAAAAACAAUUAGAUACAACACAAAUUAAGGAAAGUGUUCCUAAAGAAAUCAUCAAAUAUGUAGAGAAACCUGUAGAAUUAAUUAAAGCACCGCAGCAACAAAAUGUUGAAAUACAAGGUAUUUCUAAAGUGGAACAACUGACUGAUGGAACAUCUACUGCAGAAGCAGAAAAUGAAAGCACUCUUGAUGAACUGAGAAGUCAAAUUGAGUCAUUGCAAAAGCAGCUUAGUGAUGCAAAUAACAUGAUUAAAAGUCUUGAAAGUACCCUUAAUGAACUGAGAAAUGAAAAUGAAUUAUUGAGAAAUGAGUUAAGUAGUUCAAAUGCCAAGGUACUACAGCUUGAGGAUAUAAUUAGAAAGCUUACAGAUGGAAAUGAUGCUCUUAAAUCAAUGCAAAUUAAAGAUGAAAUAUCAACAUCAGUAAAACAAAUUCCUGCUGACAAAAUCAUGGAGACUGUUCCACAGGUAUUGGCCGCUCCAGAAUCAACCUCUGUAGAGCCUGAAAGUGGAAUGGUCAUCAAACAGCUCAAAACAGAGAAUGAGUCAUUGAGGAAAGAUCUUGAGGAUGCAAGAAAGGCCUUACAUACGACAAGUGAUGAUGAAAGUGAAUAUGAGAAAACUAUUACUGAGCUCAGAACUGAAAAUGAGCGACUACUAAAAGAAAUCGAAGAGGCAAGAGUGAAGCGUCAAAGAGAUCCAGAUAGCACAAAAAUUAUUAAUCAGAUGAAUCAAGAAAAUGAAAUGUUGAGAAAACAGGUUGAAGAUCUAAAAAUGGCUUACGUUAGACGAUCUACUGUAGGCACUAUUAGUGAUAAAGCAUAUGAACAAUUAAUGAAAGAUAAUGAAGCAUUGAGACAAAGGCUUGAAAAUGCAAGAGCGAGCAUAGGCCUGCAGCCCACAAGUGUAACACAUGAUGCAGAUGUUGUUCAACUAAGAAUAGACAAUGAAACAUUGAGAAAACAGCUUGAAGAUGCACGAAAAUUGGCACAGAGUAGUCGAGAACAAGUUUUGUCUGCUGAAACUGAUGACACACAAAUUAUCGAUCAGUUAAGGGAAGAGAAUGAAUUUUUGAAGAGGAGGCUUGAGUCCUUAACUGAUAUUACAAGCAGCAGUGCAAAAGAAGUUGUGAAGUACGUGGAAAAACCUGUGGAAAUAAUUAAAACAGACAUAGAUAGUGAAAAAAUUAUUAAUGAACUAAGAAAUCAGAAUGAGUCACUACAGAAUGAACUUAAAGAUGCAAAUACCAUUAGAAGGGAACUUGAAGAGGAAGUCAGGAAGUUCAAAGAUGGAAAACAGACACCAUUACUCCAAGCAGAGCAAAUUGCAUCAUUUGAUGAAAAAAGCAGAGAGAAAGAGAUGAGUCAGCUUAUGGAAGAUAACAAGUUAUUGAACAAACAACUUCUUGAUGCAACAAGUACAAUUGAAGAACUUACAGUGAAUGUCACUAAUCUCAAAGUUGAAAUCCAGAGACUUCAAUCUAGAAAAAUAUCUGAUCUGCCAUCGGUAGUAGAGGACCAUACCCAAGAAUUUCAGAAACUGGAGGCUGAACUACAAGCUCUCAGAGAUGAAAACAGACGUCUGCAUAGAGACAAUGAAAAGCUUUCAUUAGAAGUAGAGACUCUGACAGAAGAGCAAAUCCCAUCUACAGUUGCACUGUGGAAAACUGAAGAGAAACAACUGGAAACAGUUGUAGAUGAUCAAAAGCGGCGCAUUACUACUCUACUUUCAAAAAUGGGCAAGAAAGAACAUCCAGGAGAGGUCGCUGCCUGGACACGUGAGAGGGAACAUCUCCUAGAUACAAUUAGGCAGCUGACAAAAGAAGCAAAAGAAGCAAAAGAGGCAUAUGAAGAGAAAGAAGAAAUGGAAGAUAGAAUGAAGUCGCUGCUGUCACAGAUAGAUGAAAUGAAGCAAAAAUUGAUGGAAAAAGAAAGAGAAGCUGAAGUGGGUGGACCAGCUGUGCAGACUCUUCAGGAAGAAAACAACAAAAUUAGAAAUCAAAUGGAGUCUCUGAAUACAGAGCUUGAAGCUAUGCAACAGAGGCUUAAAGACCAAGAGGCAGAACUAAGUCACUUAACAGGGUUGCAAGAAGAAAACAACAAACUGAAAAAUGAUCUGUAUGCACUGCAAGAAGAAUUGGAAAGACUGAAGUCUCUCGAACAGCAAGCUGGGCAAGGGCAGGCUAUUUUGGAAGAUAAUCAGAGACUGAAAGAUGAAAAUGAGAGCCUUCAGACAGAACUUGAUUUACUUAAAGGAGAACUGGAAAGAGUGAAAUCUGUUGAACAGGCAGCUGAACAAGUCCAAGCUCUUUUAGAAGAAAACCAGAAAUUGAAAGAUGAAAAUGAGAGGCUGCAGAAGGAGCUGGAUUCUUUGAAAGACGACCUGGAAAAACUGCAAGUAGCUGGACAGGCAGCUGAGCAAGCCCAGGCUCUUCUAGAAGAUAACCAAAAAUUGAAGGAUGACAAUGAGAAACUGAAGGAUGACAAUGAGAGGCUUCAGAAAGAACUGGAUUCACUGAAAGAAGAGCUUGACAAACUAAAGUCUGCUGAUAAGUCAGAUGAGGAAAAUCAGGCUCUCUUAGAAGAAAACCAGAAACAGAAGGAUGAUAAUGAGAGGCUACAGAAAGAGUUGGAUUCACUGAAAGAAGAACUGGAAAAACUUCGGUCUCAACCAGCUGAGCCAGACCAAGAUCUUUUGGGAGAAAUCCAGAACCUAAAGGAUGAAAAUGAGAGGCUUCAGAAUGAGCUACAAUCUCUGAGAGCAGAACUGGAUACAGCUAAACGACAAGCAGGUGCAGAGGAUCAAAAUUUACAGGCUGAAAUCCAAAAACUGAAGGAAGAAAAUGAAAGACUCAAUAAUGAGCUACAAUCUCUGAGAGAAGAACUGGAUACAGCUAAACAACAAGCAGGUGCAGAGGAUCAAAAUUUACAGGCUGAAAUCCAAAAACUGAAGGAAGAAAAUGAAAGACUCAAUAAUGAGCUACAAUCUCUGAGAGCAGAACUGGAUACAGCAAAACAACAAGCAGGUGCAGAGGAUCAAAAUUUACAGGCUGAAAUCCAAAAACUGAAGGAAGAAAAUGAAAGACUCAAUAAUGAGCUGCAGUCUCUGAGAGCAGAACUGGAUGCAGCUAAACAACAAGCAGGUGCAGAGGAUCAGAAUUUGCUGGCUGAUAUCCAGAAACUGAAGGAAGAAAAUGAAAGACUUAAAAAUGAACUGGAUACAGCAAAGCAACAAACAGGUGCACAGGAUCAGAAUUUGCUGGAUGAGAUUGAGAAACUGAAAGGAGAAAAUGAACGACUUAAGAAUGAAGUUGAAGAAAAAGCAGAACAGAUGAAGAAAUUGGAAAGUGCAUCAAAAGAAGCUGGUGAGAAACCAGACCUUAGUAAGGAAAUAGAAUCUCUGACAGAACAAAUUAAGCAACUUCUGUCAGAAAAAGAGAAACUUGAAAAUGAACUAAAAGAUUAUAUAGAAAAGAACAAAAUUCUGGAAGACAAAUUAAAGGCAUAUGAAAGUGGUGAUGAUGCAACAAAGGCCUUACAAGAUGAACUUGAAGCCCUUAAAUCUGAAAACCAAAAACUUAAAGACGGUGGGUCAUCUGAGGCCGCACUGCGUCAAGAAAUGGAAGCAGAAUGCGAAGCAAAGCUCGCAGCUCUUAGGAGUGAACACCAGAAGGAACUGGAACGACGUGAGCAGGUACACCGUGAAAACUUGGAGACAUGUCAGAUUGAACUAAAUGAACUGAAGGGAAAGUUACAAGAGAGUGACAAAACACUUCAGUUAAACUUGGAUAAGGAUAAGAAUAAGGACGAAUACGCAAAAGAGUACGAGGAUGAAAUUGCAAGACUACAGAAGCAAAAUGAUAUGCUUACUAAAAAUCUGAAAGCAGACUUAGAAGCAAAAAAUGCUGAGCUAGAUACGGUAAAAUUUGAAAUGAACAAGGAAAUUACUGAGCUAAAAAAACAACUCGAGAAGUGUAUGGGUGAUUGUGAUGGAUAUCAAAAAGAAUUAAACUUACUUAAAGAGAAACUAAAAGGUUUCAAGUCUUCCAAAUCAGAAGUCGUCGUAGAAGUGACUAAGUCUGAGCCGCUUCCUACUGUGAAAGAGGAAAAACCUGAAAAGAAACCAAAGAAAGAGAAAGAGAAAAAGGAGAAGAAAUCAAAACUUAAAGUUGAUGAAGCUCCGAUCAGUAAAACCGAGAUUGAAACCGAGAAAAAGCCAGAAGUGGCUCCCAAAAAGAAAACUGUAGCUCCUACUAAAAUGGAAGCAAAACCUGGAAUGACGUCUAAAUCGAAACUGGAAGCAAAAAUACCAGAAGGUGAAAAGAAGGGUGAUGGAGGUGUCUGCCGCUGUAUGGAACAUCCGCUGGUGAAGAUUAUCUACAAGAUUCUCCAUGGCGGCCCUGAGGUACUGCAUUCAGAUGAAAUCAUUUAUUUACACAAAAAACUGUGCGCUGAGUGUCGUACGGCCUUGGGUCCGCCAAGAGAUGAAGCGCAAAUAAGGGCUCACAGAAGGAAGCUUCAAAAGGAAAUAACAGAACGGCAAGAAAAGGUGUAUAAAGGAGUUGCACAGCUUGAGGAGAGUGUAAAAGAGGAGAAACUCUUCCUAGAACGACUGUGUCAACAUUUUGCUGAAAAACAGAAGAUGGCUAGUGGGCAAAAGAAAAUGACUUUCCCUUGUCAACGAGUCAUUUCAGCAUGUAUGACAUGUGCUGCCAGAAGAACAGCCUCGGGUACAGCAAUAGGAAGUAAAAAUCAACAGAGGAAGGGACACUGCAACAAGCCGGUAGAUCCAGUAGGAGCAUCAAAAACGACAGUUAGAUGCCCAGGUUGAAGCUAAGAAAAUGAGGAAUAUCCACACUUCAUCAUCACCUAUUGCUCUGGUCUCCAACGAAAUAUUAAAAAUUGUAUUGUGCUUGUGAUUGUUUGUGAGAACCAAAAGUUCUGUGUUUGUCCUUGGGUUUCAAAGUGUGAUACAUUCUGAGUAAAUAAUUUGCUAUAAAAUUUCAUAUUUUGUCAAUUUAUAGUGUUCAUAUCUUACAGGAUUUUUUGUUGAAUUGAUAAUAUGAGACAUUACAGAAGAUUUAUAUAGUUUUAAUGACUGUGACAGAGUGUUCUCCAAUUAUGGCACAUGUAUGAUCUGAUUGUCCAACAUAGCUAGAAUAUUUGUAUGCUUCUGAGUGUGAACUGAGACAAUGAACUCACAUCUCACUGUUUUUACUCCAUCAUUGAAAUGGAAGCAUUAAGUGGGAUAGGAUUAGAAUUUGUAAAAUAUUUGUUUGCAGGACUGUUUAAGUGCACUUGUCUUACUUUUAUGUUACUAUUUAAAGGAAAAUAUCUUUAUAAUGUAAUAACAAUGUUUAGGUCUAUUUGUUGUAUUUGUAGUUGUUCAGAUCAGUUCCCUUUAUACAGAACUUAGCAACAUAAGACUUUCAGGUUUCCAAAUGCUUUUAAUUUUUCAGAAAGAUUUUCUAGCUGUAUAGGUAUCUCAUAGAUGUGGUUGGUGUAAGUAAUUUAGGAUUUUCUACAUGAGAAAUUUAGGUGUUUGCCAUGAAAUUGCAGUGAUAGAGUCAACUAGGAUACUUCAUUAGAUGGAUACAGAACAUGAGAUUGAGAUGUAUUGAAUGUGAGAAGUGACCUGAGCAUAGUUUUUGUGCUCACUGCUUGCCAUAAGAAGUGGGUACAAAUUUGUUCGAUUCUAAAAAUGAAGACUGUUUGUAGAAAGGCUAACUGUGGCCAUAACCAGAAAAAGAAUGGUUAAAUAAUUGCUAUUGAGUCUAACAAAGAAUUAUCUCAUUUCUUGGUUUUGUAAGCAUGUAGAAAGAAUGGCAUUAAUCCUAUCAACAACAGAAGAUGGAACCAAUACGUAGUAAAUGCCAAGUAUAUCCAUGGUCAUUCAAAAAUGCAAAUUGCCCCAACUCACUC
Molecule: messenger RNA, 9410 nt
Organism: Schistocerca serialis cubense
Lineage: Eukaryota; Metazoa; Arthropoda; Insecta; Orthoptera; Acrididae
Exons: 22
Coding region: 1-8319 (2772 amino acids)
Source: RefSeq, a predicted model, not a curated record